AUGGACCCUCUGCUUCAAGACCUGAACUUCAGCCACUUGAAUGGAGUGAUCCUAGCCAUCCUCAUCCUAUCAAUCCUUGCACUUUUCAAAUCGAGCUCAUCUCGCAAACUCAAAACACCACCAGAAGUUGCAGGUGCAUGGCCUGUCGUUGGGCAUUUGCCCAUACUAGCAAAAUCCCAUCUUCCUCACAAGACCUUCGCAUCCAUGGCAGAUGAGUAUGGACCGAUCUUCACCAUUAGGCUCGGGUUGUUCCCGACUGUAGUGGUUAGCAGUUCUGAGAUAGCCAAAGAAUGUUUCACCAAGCAUGACCUUGCCCUUGCGUCUCGUCCUCAGCUAUUAGCCACUGAAAUUAUGGGCUACAAUUAUGCCAUGGUGGCGUUGGCUCCUUAUGGUCCGUAUUGGCGCGAAGUGAGGAAAAUCGCCACCUUGGAACUGCUCUCUAACCGGAGGAUUGAGUCGUUGCUCAGCCCCAUAGUGGCCUCAGCGACAGAUAUCGCCAUUAAAGAGUUGCACAUGCUUUGGACUGAGAAGAAGAAUGAUUCAGGCCAUAUCUUAGUUGACUUGAAGCAGUGGUUUGCAAGGUUGUCUAUGAACAUUGUCCUUAAAGUUGUAGCCGGUAAGGGCUAUUACAGUGGCAUUGCCACUGUUGAUGAGGAAGAGAGGCGGCAGUGGCACCAUGCCUUGAGGGAAUUCUUUGUACUCGUAGCGGUUUUUCCGGUGGCGGAUGCUCUUCCUUUCUUGAGAUGGUUGGACUUCGGUGGCCAUGAGAAAUCCAUGAAGAGGACCGCCAAAGAAUUGGACAAAAUCCUAAGUGGUUGGUUAGAGGAGCACAAAAGGAAUAGCAAAAAUUUGAGUGAGGACAAGGGUGAUCGAGAUUUCAUGGACGUCAUGCUUUCGACCCUCAAUGGCAUGGAAAUCGGAGGUUUCGACGCUGAUACAAUCAUCAAAGCUACAUGCUUGGCGAUUAUAGCGGCUGCUACGGAUACUACCGCAACCACCCUAACAUGGGCAGUCUCUUUGUUGCUAAACAACCUUCAGGUUCUAAAGAAGACUCAAGGAGCACUAGACGCUCAAAUUGGUAAACAAAGACAUGUGAAAGAAUCAGACAUUUCCAACCUAACUUACCUACAUGCCGUAGUGAAGGAGACUCUCCGAUUACACCCGCCAGCCCCACUCGGGGCACCACAUGUAUCAACUGAAGAUUGCAUCAUCAACGGUUACUAUGUGCCCAAAGGCACAAGGUUGAUCAUCAACUUAUGGAAAAUUCAAACCGAUCCAAGAGCAUGGCCUGAACCAAUGAAGUUUAGGCCUGAGAGGUUCUUGAGUAGUCAUGAGGAUGCUGACAUGAAGGGCCCAAAAUUUGAGUACUUGCCAUUUGCAGGUGGUAGAAGAAUUUGCCCUGGAAUAUCCUUUGGCCUUCAAUCGAUGCUUUCUAUACUCGCUAGGUUUCUGCAUGCAUUCGAGGUAUCAACUCUUGAUGAUUCACAAGUGGAUAUGUCAGAGGGUUUCGGAAUAACGGUUGACAAGGCGACGCCGCUUGAAGUUAUGCUCGCCCCAAGAUUGCCUAAUGAGGUCUACGAAUUCACAUGAAGCAGUAGAAGAAUGAGAAACAUGUUGAUGGGCAAGUUACCACUAAAUAAAUAGGCUCUCCAUGUCUAGCUUUUAUCUAGUCAUUUUUA
Messenger RNA from Syzygium oleosum, 1679 nucleotides. RefSeq names its product cytochrome P450 CYP82D47-like. Bases 1 to 1590 code for a protein of 529 amino acids. NCBI's taxonomy places the organism in Eukaryota, Viridiplantae, Streptophyta, Magnoliopsida, Myrtales, Myrtaceae. Gene Ontology annotation, molecular function: heme binding; oxidoreductase activity, acting on paired donors, with incorporation or reduction of molecular oxygen; monooxygenase activity. Gene Ontology annotation, biological process: defense response to other organism. The record is from RefSeq and is a predicted model, not a curated record. The transcript has 3 exons.